Molecule: messenger RNA, 1978 nt
Organism: Hippocampus zosterae (dwarf seahorse)
Lineage: Eukaryota; Metazoa; Chordata; Actinopteri; Syngnathiformes; Syngnathidae
Product: protein FAM222B-like
Exons: 2
Coding region: 394-1740 (448 amino acids)
Source: RefSeq, a predicted model, not a curated record
GCGGCGAGCCCCACAGCAAGUGAGCGGCGCGGCUAGCAAGCUAGCGGGCUGCCAAGCGGACACUUUGUCGCCGAGCGGGCUCACGUCGAGAAUGUUGUCGGCGUCGUCCUAAUUCCUCAAGACGAGCGCGACACGUCGCUCGAAGUACGAGGAGCCGCACGUCGGCCGACGGUGCCCAUCACCAAACGUUGACGCACCGGUUCGCUUCUCGUCCUUGGCGUUCUGCGUCUCGGUCGUCUCGCGUCUGAUGAACGCCCGACUGGGGAAAUGUGAGCGCGCCUUCCGUCCGCAAGUUUCCUCCGGUCGGGCGCCGCCCGUGUCGAGGGCGUAAGGGGGCCCCGUAUCACUUGGGCGCUCACCGGCAGCGGAGACCACCGCAUCCACGGGGCCACCAUGAACCCGUACGCCGCCCCCAAGGAAGCGCCGUUUCUCCCGCACGAUUUGACUCUGCCCGCCUCCUCGCCCCAGACUCACGGGCUGCCGCCGCCGACCCGCAGGCUCACCCACGACCCGCUGCAGCAGCAUCGAGGGGCGGCGCCGGCACCGCGCGUCGCGUGCCUGCCCGUGCCGAAGCAUCAGACGCCGCCCGCGCCUCGCGGCUUAUUGGCCGCCGCCCCUCUGGACCUUUGCCACAUGUCGAAAGGGGCCGUGCAAAUGUGCGGCCCGGGCUUCGUCGGAUCGCAGACGCCGAGCGCCGCCCUCGGUGGAAUCCAUCCGCCUCACUCCCAAACUCUGGGAGCCAUCCCAGGCGGUCUCCAUCCUCGGCGAAGCAUGUCCGGCAAUCUGCAGUCGCCGCACCCCCAGAUGCCCGGCGCUCUUCAUCCACCGCAACACCCGCAGACAACCGGGACCGUACCCGGCGGCUGCGUCCAGACUCCGGGACUCCUGUCCGGCGGCCUCCAGCAGGCCCCCGCCGGGGCUUACGGAGCCUGCAAGCUCCCGGACUCGGACGCGCCUCCCAACGUAACGGUAUCCACCUCCACCAUCCCGCUGUCCAUGGCCGCCAGCCUGCACCACCGGGGCGGCGACCUGAGCAGCAUCGUGCACCAAAUCAACCAAUUGUGUCAGGCACGCGCCGAGGCCGGCGCCACCUCGGUGUGCGAGGGCCAAAUCGCCAACCCCAGCCCCAUCAGUCGGAACCUGCUCAUCAGCGCCAGUUCCAGGGUGUCGGCGGCAGGACCCCCCGACAUACUCGCGGCUCCUCCUCCUACUGCGGGCGCCGCCAUCCGAUUGCAGCCGGGCCUCUCCGUCGCGAACGCGGUGGCCGCUUUCCCGGCGGAUGCUGUCCAGCUCCGCCGGGAGUGCGUCUGGACCCAACACCGCCCUCCCCCCGAGGGGGUCCACCCCUGCAAGAGUCUCCGCUUGGAUCGCGCGGCGGAGAGCGCCUUCCCCGCCCGGGCCCUGGGCUACCUCUGCAAGCCGGCCCGGGCGGACCCGCCCGGAUCGCCUCCCCCCAUUGUCCCCCCUGGGCCUCGUGUGGACGGGGACUGCCUGGACCCGGCGUGGGGAGGGAGCCAGGUCCCGGCGGGGUUCCAGGCGGGCCGCGUCGUCGGAGCCAAGUACCGACUGGGCAAAGAAAGUCUUCCCGGACGCACCAAGAUGGCGUCGGACUUGGACUUCCUCAGGGGGCGGGACGUCGUGGCGGCCGGCUUCCCGGACCCCGACCUGGACUCCGUGGGCGGGUCGGCCGCGUGCCCGCCUCGCAACGCCGCUUGCGCUCUUAAUCGUGCCUACCGAUAGGUCCGGUGUGUGUCUACCAGAUCCAUUUGAAUGUUUGACGCUUUUGUUGGGCGCGAGGACCCGGCAGCGCAAACGGGCCGCCGCCGCGGACCGGCAUCGUCCCGAAGCCGCCAUGGCGCCGCAAAGAGGAGCAAUACCUUGCCGAGCACCGGAGGAGUCGCACACCGAUGGUCCACGUGUGUUUGCCUGCUGAUGUCAUGUGGCCGCCCUGGCAAAAUAAAGUCUCGUCGGCGCGUGA